Messenger RNA from Microstroma glucosiphilum, 2429 nucleotides. RefSeq lists its product as hypothetical. The record is from RefSeq and is a predicted model, not a curated record. The transcript has a single exon. Bases 148 to 2268 code for a protein of 706 amino acids. Lineage: Eukaryota; Fungi; Basidiomycota; Exobasidiomycetes; Microstromatales; Microstromataceae.
GUCGUGCCGAGUAGACUGAGACACCACCCACCACGCCAAACGUGGUCCCGCACAGCCUUGGCAGCUCGUCUCCUCUGCUCCUCUCCAUCAGUACCAUCACAGCGAGUAUCACCAGUGGACUCAACCUCCCCUUCUCCCACACCCACCAUGGCAACAGAUCACGUCGCAACCCAGAGCCAGCUUCCAUCCACCAACAACAACACUGAGGGGUCCAAAUUCAAGCGCUUCCUAAAGAAGUUUGGGAGGAAACCGAGCGAUGAGGCAGUCGCAACCUCUCCACAGCAAGCCCACACGGGAGCAGUCUCUUCUUCAACGGGCAAGGAUGGCCAACAAGACAUCUUCGCAGCGCUUUCUUCGCCACCAGCUUCCGCCCCCACUGGCAAGAGCAGCGGCGGUGGUACGACAAAGUUGUCCAAGUCCCGGAGCAAAAACGCUGCUCCAGCUGCAGCAGUAGAUGGCAAAUCAUCGCGCUUGAACAGCGGCGCCAAUGCUAGUGAUAUGGAUCGCCUGAAGUCUUCUCAGACCGUCGAUCGCUCUCCCUCGCCAUUGGGCUUUACGGGCAAUGGCACGCAAGGGCUGGCAGAUACCCUCGUCAUGCCAAGGGAAGCCUCCAGUCAGGCCCCUCAGCUGGACGGCUUACCCGCCCAUGAGCCCAUCAACCCAACCGACGUCGCUCCCGCACAGGUGGAGUCCACAGAUCCAGCCUUCACAGAUGCAUCGGCAGACUUGGGACAACACAGCACCAAUGGCGUAGUCGCAGCUGGGGCGGCAGGUGAUAGUGGAGCAGGUCUUGUAGAGACAGGACAGGGAGCAACAGCAGGGCAGAGCUCAGUACUUGCCGAGGAUGGUGCAGCCAUGCGAUCGAUUCCCACGUCAUCCUCACUAGCCGUCGAAGAGCAGAUCGGAGGUGCCAACGCUGGAUCUAACGGUAAUGCCCGGCUGGGCAACGUUGGCCCACCUUCAGCUUACUCCCGCAAUGCUCACCUGAGCGACCACUCCUCGACUAGCCCUUCACGGUCGGGGCCCGAGACCAGUUUUGAAGAUGUAGACUCUACAGAAGGCUUCAGGCGGAGAGACUCGAGCGAUACUCGAACGGUUGACACCGGCAAGAGCACUAAGCCAACGACCUUGAUGAGCCUUGAGACGAGAGAGAAUACCGGCCAUUCUGGACUAGCUCAGAUUGCCCAGUACCGUCAUGGAGAUCAAUCCUCGCCUACUUCCAACAACUCAGCCGCCGCACGCGCUGCAGCUGGAUCUCCCUCGAUCCAGUUCGCCAGUUCACCCACCGCAAGUCGGACAACGACUUCUGGAGCUGUACCCCUGGUGAACCUACCCGGCUACAAUGAUCCAAUGGAGGAGACUCCCUACACGAAUGUACCUGCCAUCUCGCGUCCUCACCCUUCCAACAAUCCCACCCCUUCUGGUAUACCCCCUGACAAUGCUAGCGUCCUCACCCUCGCUUCCUCUACUGCUGCGCAGAGCAUCGGCGGGCCAGCAUCAGUGCGACAAGGUGGCGCUGGAGCAGCUGGACAUCAUUACACGCCGUCUCUGGCAGGUGCGCGUUCCAUUGGGGGCAGUCUCAUGGGCGAUCGCCGUAAUUCCUCCGACACAUACGCCAGCAUGCGAGCUCUUCCGCCUCUCAGCCGGCGUGGAUCAGAUGCAUCGACACGCACGGGACGAGAUAGCGUUGCUCCUUCUGCAACAGGUCUUACCUCUGCCAAUGCCAUGACGGGGAUGCUGUCGGGCGGCAAUGCCAGCUCGAGCAACAUCGCAAUGCCUGCCUCUACCAGCGCCUACACUUCUGGGGCUGGAGCACCCGCGGACCGAAUGGGCAUCAAACGGACCGACUCGCAGAGGACCGUGGCUACGCAGCACUCUAUUCCUUAUUCCCUGUCCACGUCCAACCAUGCGGCCUUUAUGAACUCAGGGGCCGAGAGGAGGCCAUCGACGGCGUCUGCGAAUCUGCUCAACUACCAACAGGCGCCAAGUGCGCAGGGUGGUCACUCGGUGACGUCUGCCCCUACAUUGACGGCUGCUCCUGCCCUUUCCCUCGCAGGCACGGGAGGCAGCGAUGGGCACAUUCCACCACCCGAGGAAGGCUCGCUUCCUACUCCGGUAGUGGCUACAGCCCCCAUGGCAGCUCCAUCCAUGGCAUCACGGCUGGAGGGACUACUGGGCAAGCCCGAAUUGCAUCACGCAGAUUCUACUGGUGGACAGAAGUUGCGGAUGACCGAGGAGGGGUUUGCAGAUAGGGUUUCGCCUGCUUGAGGUGACAAGCAACGAGCGUCUCAGCAAGGGCGACGUGCAAAGAAUGUUCUGACCGCCUUGACCCCGUGCAAUGCUACCUUCUGCCCUUGAUAUUUGCGUAGUGUCAGUCAUAGUCAGGCUUUUUGUCCUCUCGAGCUCAAGUUCAGAAAUUCGAGGAGAGG